GCUGCGUCUGUCUCUCGCGGAGAAGGCGUCCUCUCGCUGAGACUCGCGGCGAGUUUCAGGCAGGAAGUCGACAUACAUGUCUCAGCAGACCUUGAGGAGCAUUCUCGUGAGUAUUAUAUACACGCGUUAAAUUCAGCUUGCUCGGAUUUUCAAGAGCUGCAAGCCAACGCAUGCAAAUUCUUUUUUCUUCCAGCAGUGUGCUGUUGAUUCUUGUCAGUCCACGUCGGCUGCACUCUGGGCAGAAACUGUGAAGGGCGAAGACCGGAAACGCAGGACAGCUCCCCUUCUUGUCGCAGCUCUCGGUCACCUGGGCGAACGCGCAGAAUGUCCUCCCCAGAAAACGGAGGUUAGGAAAGCCUCUGAAGAAACUGCUUUGCUUCCUUUCCAAGGGACGUCCUUAACGGUUUCUUCCCUUCGCAGAGUCUGUGCAGGACGAGGCCUUUUCUCUCUGUUUGUGAGUUCCGUCUUGGUCUCAGCUCCGCAGCUCCUUUGUCUUGGAGGCGCUCUCUCUCGUUUCGUCUCUCUCGCGUCUUCACUCUAAAACUUUGUCUUUACGUAAGAUUUUAAAACGACUUUCUUUCGUAAUACUUAAUAGUGAAAAGACUUCUAUUACAGAUGCUAAAGUCUUAGUCGUUUGCUCUCUUCUUUGGCGAAAGAAAAUGGAGGAGUUUGGAGAGGCGGCAGGACGCGCCACACGCCUCAAGUUCGCCUCGCGACUUCCGCAGCUUUCUUCGAAGGAGGCUUUUCCUGACUUUCUCCGGUCCGUUGAGGAGGCCUGCUCACCCGUUUCCCCCUCGUAUCCAGCGCCUCUUUCUUUUCUCGCUUCCUCUUCUCCAUCCUGUUGCCCUCUCCUCGCGUCCGACGCGUCAGAGACCGUCCUUCGACCUGUCUCCUCCACGCGUCUCCCCACCUCUCUCUCCACCCCCCUACAUGACUCGGACUCCUCCUGUCUUUCUUCUUCUCGUCUCUCUUCUGCUUCUCGUCUCUCGUCUUCGCAUCUCGCUGCUUCUUCUGCUUCUCGUCUCUCGUCUUCGCAUCUCGCUGCUUCUUCUUCUUCUCGUCUCUCUUCUUCGCAUCUCGCUGCUUCUUCUGCGGCCCGGCCUCUUUUGUCCCCGCAAAAUUCGGCAGAACUUUCGGUGGAGAAUCAACUGGCGCCGUGCUCGCGGUCUUCUCGCGCUCUCCUCUCUCAGGCCUCUCGUCGCCAAUCCAGUCGCACGCAUCUCGGCUUCUCAGCUGCUCCUUGUUCCUCUUCCGCUGCCCUUCCUCGCGUUUGUGCCUCUUCGUCUUCCUGCUCCUCUUCCUCUUCUUCUCGCUGUUCUUCGACUUCUUUCGCUGCGCGAGACAUGGUCUGUCGCUGUCCGACGACGCAGCAGGGACUGAGAAAACAUGCGAAACGUCUCCAUUCUUUGUACGAGCGUCGGAAGCAGAAGUUGAGGAGUCUCGAGAUCAAAACUUUACAUCUUCUCGCUCGCGCAGACCGUCGCCGCGCCUGGAUGACCGCUGUCCAAACUCUCCAGCAAAUCCGAAGUCUGCGGGUCGCGAGAUCGGACGCUGUGCGCGCUGCACUCGAGGAGAAGACGCGUCGCGAGGCAGAGUUGCUGUCUUGUGAAAGAAGAUUGGAGGACAAGAGAACGGUUGUUUCUCAGGUUCAGAAGCAGAAGGCCUCUCUUCUGCAAGAAAGGAGGCGCUUACGGUGCAAACUGAGGACGGCCAGCGCCGCACAGGUUCUCCAGCUCGCGCAGGACGACCUGAGUGAAGAAGAAAGGAGAAUCGAGGCCGAAGAAUCGACUCUGGAGGGACUCCGAAGGCGGCUGUAUGGAGCUCAGCAGGACCUCCGUCUGCAUGCGGAGAUGAAGCAUCAUGCUGAGAUUGAAGACAGAGAGAAACAUGCGAGAGACACGGAAACGGAACGGUCGGGGCCAGGCGCCGCGGCUAGCGCAAAUCCAACCUCUCCACUGCGACAGGAAAUGUCGGAGAAACGCAGAGAGCUGCGGGCCUGCGAAGCGGAGAUUCUCAGGAAAAAAGAGCGGCUGUCGCGACUCUCUAUGGAGAUCGAAGAAAUCCUCGAAAGGUCGUCGCUGCGCGCUCGGCCGUCUCCGAGUUCCGCUUCCUCCCUUUCGGUUCUUUCCUCCUCGUCGUCCUUCCUCGCCGACGAUUCGAAAACGCUCUUCUCCUCUGCUCCCUCUUCUCCCCUCGCAGACACCGCAGAGAAAAAGCGCGUCCUGCGCGACGCGCUGGACAGACGCUGUGUGCCGGGCGAGAAGACUCGAGACAAACUUUCAAGCAGCCGGAGUCAGAGCAGAGGCGAACACAGACGGAGCAGCAGACGAACAGAGGCUCAGAAGACUCCGAGUUCCUUCCUGGGCCGGCGGCUCGCAGAAGAAGACGAGUUGUUUGCCUUGGAAGCAGAAGUGACUGCGUGCAACCAGGACCUCCCCGUCCUUGAGGAACUUCUUCAGGAGCGCCUUGCGCAAGCGACGCUGCUGGCAGGCGGAGAAGAACGGCUGCGUCCGUACGCAUCUGUCACUGCGCGAAAUGUCUCCAGAGCGCGUUCGGCCGCCUCUUUCGCGGAGGCUGUGGACGAGCAGGAAACAGAGGCGCAAGUGACGAACAGAAACACAUCGGAAAGCAGAAGAGAAACACAAGAAAGAAAAAGAGAAGCAGAGGAAGGAAGAAGAAAAGUAGAAGAGAAAGGGGAUGAAGAUGGUGACAUCUCCGCGUUGUUUGAGCCGCGGAAAGGCGAUCUGGCGUAUGUACAGCUCAACGCGGCUAUUCCCGGGUGUACGUACACCCCAGGAGUGUCGCCUGAGGCAGAGAAGCAGAGAGAGAGGAGAGCUGGGCGCUCCGCAUGGUUUCUCGUUUCCACUUCGCUUCCCUCUUCUCCGACUGCUGCUGACUCUGAAGAGCUCAGGGGAAGGAAAGAUACUUUCCGGAAAGAAGACUGCGCAACGCAUGAGGCGCUGUCGGCUGUACGCAUGCCCCAAGGAGGGAACCUGGAGUUGGCGACUUGUCCGUUGUCGCCACUUGAAACGGCGCAGAAAGCCUCGCAUCCACGCGGGUCUGCUCUCCGGUCAAUAGUGAGUGCAUCUGUGCUGGAGACUUCGACGCCGGCCUCCGAGUCUGCGGCGAGCAUUCACUGCAGCUUUCCCUCAAGCAGCGCGGCGUCUUCUCUUGUUCUCCGAUCGCGACUCUCCUCUCGCGGAUCUGAUUCCACGCAGGAGGAACGGUUUUCCUGUGCACUGUCCGAGUCGCAGUUGCCUUCUCGUCCAGAUAGCCGCGACGCCUCCUUGGCCGCGGCCUCCUCGCUGUCUCCUCCUGUCGCCUUGCCCUCUUCUUCAUCUGUCGCCUGGCAACAGACAGUCGCUCCCGCAGGUCGGGAGGACGAGCGCAGCCUCUCGAACAUUUCGUCUCUGUCGAUGGAGACGCCGCAAACGAAGGGAGACGCCCGCGCGCGUCUUGACUGCGCCAAGGAAGCAGCCAGCGAACCACAGGCAGGAAGCGCAACGCCGGAUCGCAGUCCAGUCUCUCCGACGAAAGUCACCGAGGCCGAGAGGUCGCGUCGAGGGAGAACUAAGGCAGCGUGGGCGACCGUGAACGAGGGGAAUGGACUUUGUUUUUGCGCCGAUCUCGGAAAUGCAUCGCUUCUCUGGGAAGACAUGAGAGCUCCAGAACAGCGAGGAACGCGAGCAGAGGCAGCCGAAGAGACGCCGUGGAACGCUCUGCUUGCUUGGGCAUCUUCUCAGACAGUUCGCGCCUCUCGCGACAGCCUCGGAGAGAAGGGAACGCCGGGAGUGAACCCCACAGCUUGUUUCCAAGAUUCGAACUUUCCUCUGCCUCUCGGCCGACCUUCGCCUGGCUCGUCUGCGAGUUCGGUGGUCUCUCACUCUCCAGCAAGUCGGAUCUCUCCUUCUGGAUGCGCAGCUGCCGUCAGCUGCGCCUCUCUCGGACUGGAGGCGGUGGGGCGUCCUGGCGCAGAAGGCGGGAGGCCGGCGAGAGAGACGCGUGAGACGAGCGAGGAGACAGAGACACAUCUCGAGGAAGACCAGCAGAGACAGAGACAGGUCGCAGGCACAGCGUUCGAGAUGAGCGACGCAAACUUAGUUAAGAAUCUCGCGAAACUUCUCGCGCUCUUGGAAGCUCUCCCCGACGUCGAACCUCGGACGCCCGAGAAGGCGACAGAGCGAGAAGGGGGGAGGUCGCAAGUUCUCAAGAGCGGCCAGACGCAGCGCGGCCUGGCGCUGGAGAGACGGAGAAGAGUCACACUGGCGGUGGAGAGGAAACUGAGAGAGAAAAGUCCUGGAGAUCCAGCGGAAAAGAAAGAAACAUGUCGUCAGGAGAGCCGGGAGGCGAGUUCGCGGCCGUCCACGGCUCUCCGGCCUCACCUCCCGUUUUGCUAUUCUUCCUCUUCUUCCUUUCCUUCUUCCUCGAAGCUGAGAUGCGCGGAGCAGGGAGACACAGGAAAUCGGAAAGUAGCAGAGGGAAUCUAUGCUCGGAGAGGAAGCGCUUCUGCCGCCUUCUGUGAAACAAACGAGGCAGGAAGAGAAAACGGAGGUGAUGAGAACCAGCGACGCAACGAAAAACGAGGAAGGCGACCUUUGCCCAAAGUAACGCAAAGAGACAAACACGCAGAGCAGAAAACGAGAAACAAAGAAGCGAGAUACACAAAGCAAGAACAAGCAGGUAGAGCGAAAGAAGAAGAAGGACCAACAAGCGACGCGCCUGAAGGCAGAGCGAGCGAGGAAGAAGGACCAACAAGCGACGCGCCUGAAGGCAGAGCGAGCGAGGAAGAAGGACCAACAAGCGACGCGGCUGAAGGCAGAGCGAGCGAGGAAGAAGGACCAACAAGGGAAGCGCCUGAAGGCAGAGCGAGCGAGGAAGAAGGACCAACAAGCGACGCGCCUGAAGGCAGAGCGAGCGAGGAAGAAGGACCAACAAGGGAAGCGCCUGAAGGCAGAGCGAGCGAGGAAGAAGGACCAACAAGCGACGCGCCUGAAGGCAGAGCGAGCGAGGAAGAAGGACCAACAAGCGACGCGCCUGAAGGCAGAGCGAGCGAGGAAGAAGGACCAACAAGCGACGCGCCUGAAGGCAGAGCGAGCGAGGAAGAAGGACCAACAAGCGACGCGCCUGAAGGCAGAGCGAGCGAAGAAGAAGGACCGACAAGGGAAGAACAAAGCGUUGGAGACUACCAUGAGGAAAUGAAGAGGGAAGAGAGAGAGACACAGGAGAGAGAAGAUGCCGAAGAGAUACGGGAGAGAGGAGAAGCAAGGUGGACAACAGAGAAAGAGGAGACGUCAAUGGAGACAGGACCUGAAGAGGAAGAAAUCCAAAUCUGUGUGGAGAGGAAGCUGGAGGAGGCUCAACCGAGAACGUGGACGCAGGUCCUUCAGAGACGCGGCAGAGAAGGCGCCUGCACGCGAGGAGAGGAGAGAGACGAGAAGAGACAAACUGAGGAGUCCGUAGAAGCGGGAAGGUGCGACGCAGAGGGGGAUCUGGAAAAGAGAGAAGGAAGCAGAGAAGCAAAUGACAAGACACAAAGAGAAGAGGGGGAGAGACGAGAAGGGCAAAAAGGAGAGCAAAUUAAACGCGAACAGAGAGAAGAAGGAAGAGCGUCAGAACAGAGGGAACCGGGAGUAGGUAGUGAGGAAGGCGAGGAAAGAGGAGAAGAGCCAACGGAUGGCGGAGAGGAAAUACACCCGGAGAGAGAGGACGCGCGAAAGGUGCAUGCUGCAUCCGAUAGAGACGGAGAGGGGGCGCGGGGAAGAGAAGAAAAUGGAGAACAGAUGUCUGUGGCAGAGGGAGUUGAGGCGCAUGCAGAGCGUGCAGUGGCUGAGACAAAGGCCGUGAGAGAAUAUUUAUCUGGAGGUGCCGUCGACGCCUCCACAUUCUCUCUAGCCGAUCUCGUGGAGCGCGUCAACGUCGCCGCCCCUGUGGCUUUCAAUGCGCAAGGAACAUCUCUUUUGCCCGUUCAGAAGGGAAACGAGACUUCCACCCUGAGUUCCUCUUCUCCGUCUUGUUCUGUCUCUCCUUCCCCUCAUUCUCCUUCUUCCUUUUUUUCGUCUCGGUCUUCGCGGAGUGAGCGCGAGCAUGGCUGGUCGCCUUCUCUCUUCGUGGCGAGUUCGCCUCUCUCCUUCCUCCCUUCUUCUCCGUCUUCUCGUUCGUCUUCCCCCUGUCCUCCUCGCUCGCCUGUCGCCGAUCUUCUUCGAGCUCAACCUCUGGCGAGCUUCUCUCGCUCUGAGCACUUAGCCGCAUCCACUCCACCCCACUCUGUUUUGCCUUCCCUCCAUGCGGUUCCUUCUUCGCCUGAGUCCCCUUCUUUUGCUGUCUCUUCUUCUCCCCCCUCUGCUCUCCCUGCCUGGUCUUCUCCCCCUGCUUCUCCCCGUCUCUCGUCUCUCUCCGCUUGUGCUUCUUCUCCCUCUUCUUCGCCUUCUUUCUCCUCGUCUUCUCUUCCGUCUACUCUUCGUUUGUCUCCUCUCAGCGCGGAAGCUUCACCGACAGAGCGAGGCGGCUGUCGCUGCCCUCUUGGAGAUGAGUCUGUUCUCUCUUUCCGUGUGCUAGAAGAAGACGACGGCGAAAACGAGGGCCGCAGUCAUAGCGGCGGUGCGAGGAAAGGUCGAGAAAGCGAAGAAGAGAAGACGCUGAAAGAAUAAACGAAGCGUCACGAGUCUGCGAAAGUCAGAGACGCGGAAGAGUGCGAAGAGGAACAACAAACAAGACACUUGGAAGGGGAGAAAAUUACAGAGCGAGAAGAGAGAUAGAAAACGAGUCGAGAGGAAAAAGAGAAAGCAAGGUGGGGUGGCAAUGUAGCAGCGGUUGAUCUAUAAAAGGCGAGAGUCUCCUUGUUGUUGCUUCUUUUCUUCUCGUCCGGUGAACGUCCUCUCUGGAGAGUGGCCAGGCCUUCUUUGUAUUUUUCUGGAUUUUCUCUGCUGCCUCUCGCGCGUCUCUCGUCGAUUGGCCCUCAAACGCUUGACCUUCCUCAACUCAUGAAUGCGGACAAAUAAAUCUGCAUUUGUCAGUGCAUACCCACGCAAAAAUAUAUCUGUACAUCUUAAUAUAUGUGUGUACCAUAUAUAUAUAUAUAUAUAUAUAUACAUCUAUGCGCACAUACGCAUAUACACGUUUAUGUUGGAUAUAUAAUUAAUAUGGGGACAAGGGAAAAGAGUCUUUUUUCCGGUGAAAAUGAACUUCGUCCAUCUCCGAUUGUCGACUUGGCGCGUCGUGCGAGUGGUGAGCUAAGUGUUUUUGCGUGUACAGACACGCGCGUAUUUCAGAGGGAAGAAUCUCGGUGUUCUCUUGAAUCGCCAGCAGAAUGAACAUUAUUUUCUGGAAGAAAAAAUCCGAAUUCUCCAAC
This is a messenger RNA of Toxoplasma gondii ME49, 7348 nucleotides long. RefSeq names its product RPGR, putative. The record is from RefSeq and is a predicted model, not a curated record. Bases 660 to 6647 code for a protein of 1995 amino acids. Lineage: Eukaryota; Apicomplexa; Conoidasida; Eucoccidiorida; Sarcocystidae. The transcript has 4 exons.